AUGACCGAACAACCAAAUUAUGAGGAAGAUUUGCUAGCGGAUCUUCAAAGUGGCUCUGAAGAUGAGCUAGAUUUGAAGGAAACCGAGAAAUCUGUUUCUGAUGUCCCACAAACUGCAUUUAAUGGAGAGAACUGGCAGGACCUACUAAGUGCUUCCCAUCUACACAAUGUGGGGCAUAAACUAGAACAACUAGAUGUGGCGAAUGUUAAGGAUCCCGAUGAGCUAACCUCAGUGAGAAGAUUGAUUCCACAAAUACGAGAACAGUUGAAAACGUAUUCCAAUGAACAUGAGACUGACUACAUGGAGUUGUUAGCCUCCGUGAACGACGAGAAUCAAAGUGAGGAAUUCAAAUUUCUAAUGUCACUUAGUGAGUUGCCUACUGUCAUUCACGAUGAAAUCAGUCUUCUUCAUAGAUUUGUCAGAACACAAUAUAGAGUGGUCUUUGGCGAGCUUGAGUCGCUAGUGCCCAGUCCUGUGGACUAUUGUCGUGUGGUACUUCUAGUGGGACAGGAACUUUCAGAUAUCCGAAGCAAAGAGCCCGAGCUCCAAAAGAUUGUCUCGAACGCUAAGGUUCUAGCUAUCUCAAUGGGUGCGUUGGAAAACUUCACGCGCCUGUUUUAUUUGAAUGACGCUGAUAUGCUCUACAUCAAGAAAGCAUGUAAAAUUGCAAUUGAACUCAGCGAGUUUAUCAAAGAAGUCUCAGAUUUUGUCUCAAGCAAGCUUUCAAAGUUUGCCCCCAAUGUCAACAACCUAGUUGGUGCUGUCGUCACCUCUCAACUAUUAAUAAGUGUCGGCUCACUACGACAAUUGGCUCUCACGCCAGCUUGCAAUCUACCGUCUUUUGGUGUAAAAGACCUUCUGUCUCAGCUUAAAAGAAGAUCAAAUUUUGUCAGAGCAACAGGCUACUUGUUCUAUAGUGACUUGGUGGUGGGUCUCCCACCGGAAGUCAUAAACCAGGCACUUAGGAUUAUCAGUGGCAAGAUUGUUCUUGCCGCCCGUAUUGAUCUUUCAGGAUCCAAACCGGACGGUAGUUUAGGCUCUGCUUACCUUCAAGAAGUCAAGCAAAAGAUAGACAAGCUUCUCACUCCUCCUGACAGAGCAGCACCCAAGGCGUUGCCAGCACCUAAAGAGCAAAAAGCAAACAGAAACACUGAUGCUCGUUUGUCAAAGGCUAUGGUUAACCGACUUAACCAACAGAAGGAAAAAUCCAAUGACCUAGACACGAUAGUAUUCGCUAGAGAUGAUGAGGAAGCUGAGAAGAAUGACAAGUCUAAGCGCGAAAGAAGCUCUUGGUUUUCUGGAAUUAAGCGGAAUCGAUUCGCUGACUUGGAUCUGGAUGAGGAGGACACCAAAAGACAAAAAAGUUGA
Candidozyma duobushaemuli is the source of this 1368-nucleotide messenger RNA. RefSeq names its product U4/U6-U5 snRNP complex subunit. NCBI's taxonomy places the organism in Eukaryota, Fungi, Ascomycota, Pichiomycetes, Serinales, Metschnikowiaceae. Bases 1 to 1368 code for a protein of 455 amino acids. The transcript is spliced from 2 exons. Gene Ontology annotation, cellular component: U4 snRNP; precatalytic spliceosome; U4/U6 x U5 tri-snRNP complex. The record is from RefSeq and is a predicted model, not a curated record. Gene Ontology annotation, biological process: mRNA splicing, via spliceosome; spliceosomal tri-snRNP complex assembly.